AUGUUAUUGAACGUCAGCAGUUUAAAACACUAUUUACCGGAUAUUUUCCUUUUAUUGGAAAGUACGCCUUGUCCCAUUGUAGUAUUCAAUGGUACUCAUCAUCAUAACGAUACUGUCAAACUCUUUUCACGACACUUUAGCAACUACAAUGUUUAUUGGGAAGCAGGCUCAAACAACUUUGGAGGUGUUUUGAUAGCAAUACAUCGUUCUAUUCCGGUUCAAAGAGUUGAUAUAUUUCAAAAUCAAUCAAAUAUUGUUGUUCUUGACGUAGGAACAACUACCGACAAGUUUCAACUAGCCACUUGCUAUUCACCACCGAAUGAAAAGCUACCUAUAAAUCUGUUUGAUAAAAUUCUUGAAAGAAGUACAAAUACAAUACUACUUGGUGAUUUCAACGCCAAACAUCAAUCUUGGUCCGACUCCAUUGAAAACCAAAAGGGCAGAGUUUUUUUCAAUUGGUUAUCAACAAAUGAUUUGGAGAUUGUCAACAAGCACGUAGCAACAUCAACUCGUUCAAACGCAACUAUUGAUCUAAUAUUAGCUCCUGCACACAUGAUACCAUCAACAUCCUCAUAUAGCGUACUUCCAUGUAUCGGUAAUGAUCACUUUCCUAUUAUUUGGACUCCAGCAGCUAAAUUACAAAAAAGGGACUGUCUUUAUCCUGUAAAACGUACAUAUUGGACACUAGUGAAACUAUUCUUAACAUUUACUUUUUCUUAUUGGAACAAUCAACAUUCCAAAACUGACGAUUCUUUGCAGUUCUUUAGUAGUUAUGAACGCUUCUUAUCAUUGUUGGUAUUUAGACUGACGUAUGUAUACUUUUGCAAAGCAUAUAAACCAUCACUUCCUCCACAUAUUAUCAAGUUAAUUCAUCAAAAGAAAACAUUACUACGACUCGUAAGAAAAACAAAACAUCCCUUUUUUAUUACACAACUAAGAACAUAUUCAACAAUAAUUCGAAAGGAAAUUUUUGCUCACAAACGACUAUCUUGGCGGGAAUAUUGCACUACACUAAAUGAGGGAGAUGUCAAACAGUUCUGGAAAAAAGCACGUCGGCAUUUCUCAGAAACUAAUCCACCACUGAAUGGUUUUUUAUUGUCAGACGGAAAAGUUAUUAGCUCGCCAAAUGAAAUGUGUGAAAUCAGUAGAUCAUUUUAUGAAGAACAAUUUUCCAAACAUCUUAAAACAUCUUGUCCAAUUGAAGUCGAAGCUGAAUAUAUUGACAAACAACUUGAGAAUGAGAUAAAGCAAUCAAAUCCGACCGCUCCCAGCAUUAAAAUCAAUGAGAUCAGAAAAACGAUUUUGUCAUUGAAAAACAAAAGUUCAUCUGGCAUCGACGGAGUGUCUAACAAGAUGAUCAAGUUGUUACCAGCAUCACACUAUUCAUUCAUUUGCUCCUCAUUCAACUAUUUCAUGUCUCACUUGUGUAUGCCAUCUCAUUGGAAAACUGCUAAAAUGAUUCUUCUAUCAAAAACAAAAACAAAUAUCAUCAACAUAAACGAUACACGUCCUAUUUCGCUUUUACCUUGUUUCUCAAAGUUAUAUGAAAAAGUUUUUCUUAGAUAUUUCUAUCAAUGGGUAAAUGACAAUGGUAUUCUUCCAGAUGAACAAUCUGGCUUUCGCCCAGGACACAAUAUGGCGGUCAGUAUCAUGGCAUCAACAUAUAUCUCCAGUGGCGGCGGAGCCACUGAGACAGGUGAGGCUUGA
This is a messenger RNA of Rotaria socialis, 1707 nucleotides long. The record is from the annotation of a GenBank genome assembly. Lineage: Eukaryota; Metazoa; Rotifera; Eurotatoria; Philodinida; Philodinidae.